AUGACGGAAGAUGAUCACGAGAAGGAGAGGGAUGGGGAGGAAAAGGGGGAGAACGGUCCAGGAACGGGUAUGGGUAAAGGAGAGGACACCGGAUUUCGGGGCGAUCACUGCGAGGAAAAUAUCGACGAUUGUCCAGGCAACCUCUGUCAAAAUGGUGCGACCUGCAUGGACCGAGUGAACGAGUACUCUUGCUUGUGUCCACCGGCCUUCACGGGCACGCAAUGCGAACUGGACGUGGACGAGUGCUCGGUACGGCCGUCCUUGUGUCACAAUGGGGCCACAUGCACGAAUUCACAUGGCAGUUAUUCGUGCAUAUGCGUGAACGGCUGGACCGGACCCGACUGCAGCGUCAACAUCGAUGAUUGUGCAGGCGCGGCUUGUUUCAAUGGGGCAACCUGCAUCGAUCGCGUCGGCAGCUUCUACUGCCAGUGCACCUACGGAAAGACUGGGCUGCUCUGCCAUCUUGAUGACGCUUGCACGUCAAAUCCGUGUCACGAGGGCGCGAUCUGUGACACCAGCCCUAUCAACGGGUCCUUCACCUGCUCCUGUGCCACCGGAUACAAAGGACUGGACUGUUCCGAGGACAUUGACGAGUGCACACAAGGCUCUCCUUGCGAGCACGACGGCAUCUGCGUGAACACGCCGGGAUCUUUCGCCGCAAAGUUUAACGCAUAUACCGUAUGUGACGCGAGUAAGCUGGAUUUGCAAGGUACAAAGGCAAAGGUAGAACGACACUGGACACAUUGUUCUGUCCCGCAGCGUUAUUUAUCUCGAACUGUCGCCAAGUUCUACGCCCAUCGUGGCACUCUCGUGUGCAUCGCAAAACAAGAAAGAAGAAGAAAACCAGGAAGACAGCAGAGAAAGAAAUUAUGA
Molecule: messenger RNA, 873 nt
Organism: Pogonomyrmex barbatus (red harvester ant)
Lineage: Eukaryota; Metazoa; Arthropoda; Insecta; Hymenoptera; Formicidae
Gene: N
Product: neurogenic locus Notch protein
Biological process (GO): regulation of developmental process; multicellular organism development; axon guidance
Cellular component (GO): plasma membrane; cell surface; signaling receptor complex
Molecular function (GO): protein binding; calcium ion binding
Source: RefSeq, a predicted model, not a curated record